AUGCUGAGACGCGACUUCGUUGAUAGCCCUGUCCCUGUUGCAUCGGAGGAGGAGGUAUAUGCCUUUGACGCAAAGAAACAUCCGGGUCCCUCUAAGUCAAAUUUUCGUCUACACCUGUCUGGGCACCUGAUCUCGAUGUGGAACAAAAAAGCUGCGGCCGUAUUCGCAGAUGAUUUUGUUUCUAUCGGACUAACGGAUUUUCAAGACAAGAUGCAGAUCCAGCGCAUGUUCCUCGUGCAUUUAAUCACUUUGCGAGCGCAGCACCGGAAACUGUGUCAGGACGGCCAAGAGCCAUCGCAAUUGGAAAGUCCAUGGCCUACUGAGUACCCACUAUUCUCUGUUUUUGUCCAGCUGCGAGAACGGCGAUCGAGCGCUGUAGGCACGCAUUCACACUUCGCACGCUUCCGGAAGCUGUGGGAUACCAUCCCCUAUACGGCUAUGAGCGGCGACGAAUCGGACCAUUCUGGAGGGAAAGUAAGAUACGUCGUGACGAGAUUGAACUGGCGUUCCUCCGAGUUUGAAACAUGGUUGAAAGUAUUCGACUGGAUGCAUCUGUCAAGCAGAUUUACUGCGGAGAGUAAACCCAAACGCGGCGCCUUUCCUCGCUAUCGUCGCCGUGGAUCAAGAAGACUCGAGCAGCUAGGAGCCCCAGUGGCUGGCUUACCAAGAAACUGCUACGAUGAAAGAUGGCUAGCCGGGCUCGGUGAAGUAGAGCGAGUCUCUCUCAGCAUUCAACCAGCAGUGGACCUGGUGCAUUCUGAUCAAGUGAUGGCGUUCGUAUCCUUGACAGAUGGUUAA
Laetiporus sulphureus 93-53 is the source of this 798-nucleotide messenger RNA. RefSeq lists its product as uncharacterized. The record is from RefSeq and is a predicted model, not a curated record. NCBI's taxonomy places the organism in Eukaryota, Fungi, Basidiomycota, Agaricomycetes, Polyporales, Laetiporaceae. Bases 1 to 798 code for a protein of 265 amino acids. The transcript has 2 exons.